AUGGGGAUGGGGCGUGAAAUUGAGGACCAGAUGAAGCUCGAAACGUGGACCAAGGUGGCCAGAAAGAUGGUUGAAGAAGCCGGCCACUUCAUAAUCCCGUUGCGAUGGCCCGACUUGUGCUUCUCAAGGGACUAUACGGGCUUCGAAUCGCUCCAAGGCUGUGGUUUGAGGCUCUCGGGCUUCUUCAAGAAGCUGGGCGCUCAACAACUCGUCGAAGAUGCCUGCGUGAUGACUUAUAAAGGAGUCAUCAUCUUCUUCUUUGUGGAUGACAUCGUGAUGAUGUAUCCAAAAGAAAAGAAGGCCGAAUGGGAAGAACUUCACGCUGCCAUUAUGAAGGAAUAUACCAUCAACCACAUGGGGGAACUUCGCUGGUUCCUAGGGAUUGAAGUCAUCAGGGAUAGGGCCCAGAAGAAGCUUUGGCUCGCUCAAGCCUCGUAUCUCUCGAAGAUGGCCAAGAAAUUCCACAUUGAGGACGAUGAUCAGAUCCUUGGCGUGCCCCAGAUCCCGAUAACGACCGAAGAGCUCAAGCCAUACGAGAAGACGGCUACUAGGGACGAGGUUCAUCAAUAUCUCUCUCUAAUUGGCUCAAUUCUUCACCCAGCGAUUCACACCAGACCCGACGGUGCGUUCCCGGUUGGAAAACUGGCACAAUUCAGCCAUAACCCGGGCCCGAAGCAUAGGAGAGAGGCCAGGAGAUGCCUGGCAUACCUCUAUCACACGAGAGAUCGCUGCAUCUGCUUCUCAGUCAAAGAAGCUGAACGCAGGUUCCUCUGCGCUUCUGAUUCAUCCUUUGCAGACAACCCGGAGACUCGAAAAUCCUCACAGGGAUAUGUCUUCUUGUUUCUAGGCGGACCCGUUGACUGGAAGGCUACGAAACAAGCGACUGUGACGACGUCGUCCACAGAGGCCGAAUUGCUGGCCCUGUCAAGCGCGGCGAAGGAGCAAAUGCAAUUUUCCCGGCUAAUUAAAGAGCUUGACAUCAAGGUAGAAGGCACCAAUGAGCUAUGGUGCGAUAACCUGCAGACCAUCAGGCUCCUGACUGAACUAAGCGCAAAGCUCAAGACGAACCUUAAGCACAUCGAUAUCCAUCGUCACUGGCUUCGACAGGAGGUUCAGGAAGAAAGACUCCAGAUCACAUGGAUCAAGUCUACGGAGAAUCCCGCUGAUGGAAUGACAAAGGCCCUUCCCCAGCAAAAGCACGAAGCUUUUGUCAAGCAGCUAGGGAUGCAAGGAGACCGGUGGCACCAAUUGAAGCCGAUGCGCCGGAGGACAGUUUCGACAGUAUCACCACCCAGAGAGAUAUAG
Hirsutella rhossiliensis is the source of this 1305-nucleotide messenger RNA. RefSeq names its product reverse transcriptase (RNA-dependent DNA polymerase) domain-containing protein. NCBI's taxonomy places the organism in Eukaryota, Fungi, Ascomycota, Sordariomycetes, Hypocreales, Ophiocordycipitaceae. The transcript is spliced from 3 exons. The record is from RefSeq and is a predicted model, not a curated record. Bases 1 to 1305 code for a protein of 434 amino acids.